Messenger RNA from Eurytemora carolleeae, 3558 nucleotides. RefSeq lists its product as uncharacterized. The record is from RefSeq and is a predicted model, not a curated record. The coding region runs from base 85 to 3414 and encodes 1109 amino acids. NCBI's taxonomy places the organism in Eukaryota, Metazoa, Arthropoda, Copepoda, Calanoida, Temoridae. The transcript is spliced from 2 exons.
GGUCAACAAGGAGAAACCCCAUUCUCUCGUUUGCUCUCUACCAACCAACAAAUACCAACAUCCAACAAUAUUCAAAGCUAGAACAUGAAGACUCUUUUGGUGAUAUCUGCCCUGUUAGGGCUAGGAUCCUCUGCUCCUCAAUGGGAUCGUAUGCGAGCAGUUCAUUACUCUCCACACUUUAAUGGAUAUAAGAACUUUUAUGGACCUGGAAGUAUCCCAAGGCUUGCCAGACAAAAGGCUUCUUCUCCAGAUUAUAUUGAUCCUGAACCUUAUGUACAAAGAGCACUCAAUACACCAAUGGUAAAGGACAACAGGAUAAACGCUCCAAGAAAUGCCUCUUCUCCUUCUGCUGCUGCAGCUUUAGAGUACAUGAAACAGGUAGCAGGGGAUGACAUCUGUGCAAUAACAACAGCAACUUAUCUGGAGAUGAUUCUGCACAAUGCCACAGCUGAACAGGCCAAUGCUGAAGCUACCAGAGCAUAUAUUCUUGCACAUAAUAAAGGAUUAAAACCAGCAGCUGGAAGUGCAUGCGAAGCAUCUGUUGUAGCAUGGAGACAAGCUGAGAAAGAAGGAACUGACCCUGUUGUCAAAUCUGCCCUUGCCUUUAUGAACAACUUCCCUGGCCUUCAAUCUGGUAACCCUUGUGCUGUUUCUGGAGUUGACUAUGUCAAAGCUAUUCUUGAUGGUAAGUCUCACACUGAUGCUAAUCUCAUUGCUGCAAAGAGUUUUGCUGAGGCUCUGUUUGCCAAAGCUAAAGCUGGAGAAGAAUUGAGAGAUCCUGCAUGUGCCAUAGCUACAAAGGCAUACUUCAAUGCUCUGGAAAAGAAGCCUUCCCCUCCAAAUGCUGCUGCUAUGAUUGCAUUUAUUGACAAAGCAUUUUCUACUCAGAAGUUUGAACAAGAUCCUAUUUGCUGGAGAUCUACUGAGGCCUUCUGGCAAUCCUAUGAGGCUGGAAAUGAUGAGUUGACCUCAAACCUUGCAGCUGCUGAGGUUUUCCUUGAAGAGUUUGCUGCUGGCUCCACAGUUCCUGUAGAUUCUCCAUGUGCUGCUGCAACCAGAGCUUACUAUGAUAAUAUUCCAAACCCUCCAAGUCCAGCCAAUAAGGCAGCUAUGGUUGCCUUCAUGGACAAAAUGAUUAAGGAUGGAAAAAGGAUGCCUGACCCUGUGUGUGCUGGUUCAACCAAGGCCUAUUGGAAGGCAUACAAAGCUGGUGCCUCUGAGGUUGAAGCUAAUCUUGCUGCUGCAGAAGCUUUCUUUGAGGAGUUUGCUAAAGGAUCAACCAUUCCAGCUGACUCUCCAUGUGCUGCAUCUACAGUAGCAUACUUUGAAAAUCUUCCUAAUGCUCCUAGUCCUCCUAACAAAGCAGCAAUGAAAGCAUUCAUGGAUAAAAUGAUUGCUGAUGGACCAAGACAACCAGACCCUGUAUGUGCCAUCUCUACUCGAGCUUUCUGGGAUGCAUGGAAAUCUGGAGAAGAUGAGCUUACAUCCAAUCUUGCUGCUGGAGAAGCCUUCUUUGAUGAGUUCAUGAAGGGAUCCAAGAUUCCUGCUGAUUCCCCUUGUGCAGCUGCUACUCGUGCUUACUAUGAAAACAUUCCUACCCCUCCUAGUCCAGCCAACAAGGCUGCUAUGGAAGCUUUUAUGGAUAAAAUGAUUGCUGAUGGAGAAAGAACCCCUGACCCUGUCUGUGCCAUGUCUCUGCGUGCUUACUGGGAUGCCUACAAAAAUGGAGAUGAUGAACUGAGUUCCAACCUUGCAGCUGCUGAAGCUUUUUUCCAUGAAUUUGCCAAAGGUUCAAACAUUCCUGUAAACUCUCCCUGUGCUGCUGCCACUAGAGCAUAUUAUGCCAACAUUCCCAACCCUCCAUCUGGACCUAACAAGGCUGCUAUGGAAGCAUUUAUGGAUAAAAUGAUUGCUGAUGGCGAGAGAACUCCUGAUCCAGUGUGUGCUGCAUCUACUCUUGCUUUCUGGGCUUCCUUUAAGAAGGGUGCAUCUGAAUUAGAGGCUAAUCUUGCUGCUGGAGAAGCCUUCUUUGAAGAGUUUAUUAAAGGGUCAACAAUUCCUGCUGAUUCUCCUUGUGCUGCUGCAACCAGGGCAUACUGGAAGGCAACUGAGAAGCUCCCAAGCCCUGCCAAUCAAGCUGCCAUGGAAGCUUUUAUGAACAAAAUGAUAACUGAUGGAUCCAAGAGAACUGCUGAUCCUGUUUGUGCUGUUGCUACUCGAGCAUAUUGGGAUGCAUGGAAGGCUGGCAAGGGGGAACUGAAAUCCAACUUGGCUGCUGCAGAGGCCUUUUUUGAUGAGUUUGCCAAAGGUUCUUCUGUCCCUGCUGACUCCCCAUGUGCAGCAUCUACACGUGCCUAUUUUGAAAACAUCCCUAAUCCGCCAAGUCCUGCUAACAAGGCUGCUAUGGUUGCUUUUAUGGAUCAUAUGAUUGGUAAUGGAACCCGUACACCAGACCCAGUUUGUGCUGCUUCCACCAGAGCUUACUGGGAUGCAUGGAAGGAUGGAAAAGGAGAGCUUGAAUCCAAUCUUGCUGCUGCUGAGGGCUUCUUUGAGGAAUUUGCUAAGGGAUCAUCUAUCCCUGCUGAUUCUCCCUGUGCUGCUGCUACCAGAGCUUAUUAUGCUAACAUCCCUAACCCUCCAUCUGGACCCAACAAAGCUGCCAUGGAAGCAUUUAUGGACAAAAUGAUCAAAGAUGGAGAAAGAGUACCAGACCCAGUGUGUGCUGCUUCAACAAAAGCUUACUGGGAAGCCUACAGACAUGGAGUUUCUGAAACCAACGCAAACCUUGCUGCUGCUGAAGGUUUCUUUGCUGCUUACAAUGAUGGCCUAAAUAUUCCAGCUGACUCUCCCUGUGUGGCUGCUACCAAGGCAUAUUAUUCUGCUCUUCCUAAAGCACCAAGUGGUCCCAAUGCUGAAGGUAUGAUCAGCUUUAUUGAUCACAUGAUCAAGAAUGGAGGAAAGAGAAUUUAUGAUCCAGUGUGUGCAGCUGCAUCAAAAGCCUUCUUUGAAGCACAUAGAAACGGAGAUUCUGAACUGACAGCUAACCUCAAGGCUGCUCAAGCUUUCUUUAAAGAAUACAGAAAAGGAUCCACUCUUCCAGCAGACAGUGCUUGUGCUGCUGCUACAAAGGUUUAUCAUUCUCAAAUCAAGAAUAAGCCUAGCCAGCCCAAUGCCCUUGCCAUGAUAACCUUUAUAGAAGAAGCCAUCAGUGGAGAUAACAACAAACUUGACCCUGUGUGUGCAGUUGCUGCUGAAGCAUACUUUGAUGCAUAUCUCAGUGGUAAAUCUGAAGCAAAGGCCAACCAAGCUGCUGGUAUUGCUUUCCUUGAUGCUGUAGCCAACACACCUUCUUAUUCUCCAGAGAGUCCUUGUGGAAGAUCUGCUGAAACAUACAUGAAAACGUUCGAGCUGUAAGAUCAGUUUUGACUGUAUUAAGUAUAUUAUAUUCAUUCUGUAUUUUAUUAAUCUUCAGGAUCAUCAACCUUCCUGAUCUCUAAGUACCAAUCACCUCAUUUAUUUAAAUUUGUAAUAUUAUAAUGAAAUAAAAAUAGAAAUAUG